AUGCUGCUUGAGAAUGAGCGAUGUCAAGUUCACCGGCUGGGGCCUGGUUCCUGCUUAGAGCUCUUUCAGUCUCAAAGGCUUCUGCUUUUGUCGGCUGGGGGCACAUUGCGGGAAGAGCUUUCGUGCAAUUUGCUUCAGGUUCCGGAAGGGAACUUGCACGCUGCUUGGGAGCCGUUUUCAACUAAAAAAGUCAGGCUGCGAGGCCUGGACGGCAUGUUCUAUAUUGUGCAGGUGUAUGGUACCCACACCUUUCUUGCGCCAUCUACUCUGGCACUUGAUGAUGGUGUUCGAACAGAUGUUGGAACAAAGCUGCUGAUAGAGAAUGCGUUGGUGCGCGUAUGGGCCUUCGAGGUUGAAGCAGGAAGAGCAUGCCAUGUACACCGACAUGUGAGAGAUUAUUUCUUUCUGAACAUGGUGGAAAGCAACACUUUAGCCUUGGACCAACGCGGAGAGCCUGAUCAAAAUGCCACGGCCUCGCGACAAGAAGAAGGGAAAUUAACCUUCGUAAGGGUGCGUGGCCCUUCCUAUCCCGUCCAUGGGCUUGUCAAUGUGGGGUUGCAGACCUUUCGGCAGUUCGUGGUUGAAUUCCAGCAACCGCUCUCUCGACUUUGA
This is a messenger RNA of Symbiodinium pilosum, 612 nucleotides long. The record is from the annotation of a GenBank genome assembly. Lineage: Eukaryota; Dinophyceae; Suessiales; Symbiodiniaceae.